This is a messenger RNA of Acanthosepion pharaonis, 624 nucleotides long. The record is from the annotation of a GenBank genome assembly. NCBI's taxonomy places the organism in Eukaryota, Metazoa, Mollusca, Cephalopoda, Sepiida, Sepiidae.
AUGUCGCCGAUUGAGACACGUGUAGUCAUUAUCUAUCUAUCUAUCUAUCUAUCUAUCUAUCUAUCUAUCUAUCUAUCUAUCUACACACACAUUAACGUUCUAAUCACUAUCUAUCUAUCUAUCUAUCUAUCUAUCUAUCUAUCUAUCAGAAAACAUAUGAAAACGGCCAAGGGAAGCCAAGUUACAGCGUUAGGUUUUAGUUCUUUACUAACUAAUACUAAAAUCUAUCUAUCUAUCUAUCUAUCUAUCUGUUUCACUUUCGCUCCCUUUCUUUGUCUCUUUUUCUUCCAAUCUGUUCAUAUCUAUCUAUUUAUUCAUAUCAGUAUUUUGCUCAGUCUCUUCACAACUAAGUUCCUUCAGAUCACUCUUUAUCAUCUCCCCCUUCUCUCUAUCUCAAGCUGUUCAUAUCUAUCUAUCUAUCUAUCUAUCUAUCUAUCUAUCUAUUUAAAUCAAUCAGUUUUGCUCAGACUUAAUAAUUUAGUCUCUUCAGGGCGGUUCGUCUGCCACUGGUCCCAAACUGCUACUCAGCUCUCGCCUGUGGCUCCUAGAAUCUGUCGCAUGCAACAGCGGCCACCCGCAGGCAACAGAUUUGGCGGGCCGCCUAAACCAGGUGAGGUCAGCUGA